Messenger RNA from Rhagoletis zephyria (snowberry fruit fly), 1790 nucleotides. RefSeq names its product putative nuclease HARBI1. The record is from RefSeq and is a predicted model, not a curated record. Lineage: Eukaryota; Metazoa; Arthropoda; Insecta; Diptera; Tephritidae.
UGGGUAUGCAUCACGGAUGUCGAUAAUCGUGCGACGUUAUCGUGUUGACGAUUGUCUUGCUUCAUAAAAGCGGAAAAACGCUCGCUCGUCUGUGCGAUAUCGUCAACUCAAUUCAAAUUUGUCUUCACGUAAAAGUUUGAAGAGCCAUGUAUUUUUAAUUUAACGUCAGUAGUUGCACGAUAGAGAAUUUAAUAUCGUUUCAAAAAAAAUUCAAAUCUAUUGAAAAUGUUCCGAAGAUCUGCCGCUGUUUUAAUAGUCGAAAGCGAAAGAGAGCAUUUAGCCGAGAUUCGGCGUCGUCGAAGUUUGCGGGAUAGCUCCAAUCCAUUGUCGCUUCCAGAGAAAAGGUACAUAUCGAUGGCCCUGUGCAAUAACGACACAAUUCAAAAUUCAAAAAAGAAAAACUGUUACUACUAUUAAGUGGCUCUUGUCUCUAAUCCUUGUCUAAUACAUUUCCAUCCCUUACUUAAGUAAGUAAGGAUUGGUAAAUAAAGUAAGUACAAAAGAUUAGAUCUGGAUUCGACAAGGAUUAGAGACAUGAGCCACUUAACAGUAGUAACAGUUGUAAUUUUUUGAAUUUUGAAUUGUGUCGUCAUUGCACAGGACCAGCGAUAUAUAUGCAAAAAUAUUCUAUAAUUUUUUUUGUUAAUUUUGUUUACAUAUGUAUGUACAUACAUACAUAUAAAUAUAUAUAUAAUGCAUUUCAUUCAAGCUUCGUUAAACGAUUUCGUCUGUCUCGCGAAGCCUUUUGUUAUGUGCUUCGAAUAACAGCUGACAAUAAGGGAAGUCGUUCAACCUAUAUUCCUCCAAUCCUAAGACUGUGUGCGACAUUGGAAGUCCUUGGAGGAGGUGGCUAUCAAUGGCUAACCGGAAAUGACUCCCGCGUUUCUGUAGCCCAAAGUACGCUCUCGGGAAUAGUCACAGAAACUAUUAGGAAGCUGGAAGCCGUACUGUGUCCUCUAUGGAUUCAAUGGAGAGUACAUAAUCCAAGUGAUGCGGCAACAACAAAGCAGUGGUUUUACCGGAAGUAUGCAAUACCAGGAGGUGAUUCACAUAAAUUUAAUAAAUUUUUUCAAUAAAAAAAUUAUUGUUUUCAGUUAUCGGUUGUGUGGAUGGUACGCACCUUUUCUUCCAAAGGCCCACGCAAAAUGAAGAGAUUUACUUCAACCGAAAAGGAAGACACAGCCUAAAUGCAAUGAUCAUUUGCGAUCAUAAAAUGAAUAUAAUGGGAAUUAACGCUAAGUAUGGAGGAUCAGCACAUGACUCAUUGGUGUGGAAACAUUCCAAUGAACGCGCGUAUUUCGAAAAUAUUUUUAACGGACGGGAACACGGCCAUUGGCUUCUUGGAGAUAGUGGGUAUCCUCUUGAACCGUGGUUGUUGACACCUUAUAGAACUUCUACUGACAUUAGUAGGACCAAGUUUAAUGAAGUUCACGCAAAGGCAAGAAACAUUGUUGAAAGAUGUAUUGGAGUUUACAAAGGUCGAUGGAGAAUUUUAAUGGAAGAACGAAAAAGUAAAUACGAUCCAAAAAAAAUUGCCAUUUUUGCGAAUGCAUGCGCUGCAUUACACAACAUAUGCAUUCAAUAUAAUGUCCAACACCUUAACGUUGAAGCGAAUCCUUUGAACGACGAAGUUUUUGAACCUGCCGCUGGUACAUCUGAAAAUUCCCGAAACAGCAACAAGCAAAUAGCCGAGAAAAUAAGGGAUAAUAUUAAAACUUCAUUGGCUUUAAUUUAGCCAAUUGUUAAAAAUUAAACAAAAUUCAUACAUAUGUAUGUAUAUACAGUGACUC